Enhydra lutris kenyoni (northern sea otter) is the source of this 2653-nucleotide messenger RNA. Its product is annotated as vesicle associated membrane protein 3. The coding region runs from base 548 to 895 and encodes 115 amino acids. Gene Ontology annotation, cellular component: plasma membrane; SNARE complex. Lineage: Eukaryota; Metazoa; Chordata; Mammalia; Carnivora; Mustelidae. The record is from RefSeq and is a predicted model, not a curated record. Gene Ontology annotation, biological process: SNARE complex assembly; vesicle fusion; vesicle-mediated transport. The transcript has 5 exons. Gene Ontology annotation, molecular function: SNAP receptor activity; syntaxin-1 binding.
UCCGGAAGUUGCAAGGGAAAGGACCUCGGCCCUGUGUGUAGAGGCAGCAGUGGUCAGAGUGGACUCAGGAGCAGAGCUGUAGACCUUCCCUCUUUAGGCAGAAGCCAUCUUGUAGUGGCCUCUGAAAACAUGGGAGUUUCCCGUGGUAAUAUUCUGUCAAGAGUCCCACGGACCCUCUGUGCCCCUCCAGCCUGUCAUGGCUCACCUACGGAGGAGGAAGGAAUGGGUGCUUUCCCCGGGUUCCUCCUAGGAGCUAGGGCCACCACUCUGGAGUGUACCAGCUGAGGCUGCUGUGCCAGGAAAUCAACGGUGGUUAAGGUCUAGAUCCGUAGAAUCAUAUGGGACCUGGUCUAGAGACAGGCUCCAGUGCAACCAGCCGUGUUGGCUUUCUAAACCCCACUUUAGGCUUCCCUAAGAUGGGGCUAAUAGUAGUAUCCCCUUCAAAGAGUUAAUAAGGAUUAAGUGAGAAAACGCUUGAAGAAGAGGUACCAGUACAUGGUUCUUCACUGUUACCUAUCGGAGAAUAAAAUUAAGUGUAAGGGCAGGCAUGGGACCUGCUACAUCCCUGGUCUUUGACACAUGGUCUACAGGUGCCCCUGCAGGUUCAAGUGCUGCCUCCAGCAGCAGCCGAAGACUUCAGCAGACACAAAAUCAAGUCGAUGAGGUGGUGGACAUCAUGAGAGUCAACGUGGACAAGGUGUUGGAAAGAGACCAGAAGCUGUCGGAGUUAGAUGACCGCGCAGAUGCGCUACAGGCAGGAGCAUCCCAGUUUGAAACGAGCGCUGCCAAGUUGAAGAGAAAAUACUGGUGGAAGAACUGCAAGAUGUGGGCCAUAGGGAUUGUCGUCUUGGUCGUCAUCAUCAUCAUCAUCAUCGUGUGGAAUAUUUCCUCGUGAAGAACCAGUGCCGCCCCAGCCUGCCGUUCCAGAAACCUCUUCAAGACCUUUGACUUAGAACCCGCUAUAUUCUCGAGCUCGCCUACUGUUCUGUCUAAGCUGAUUAGUUUCUGUUUGUUACUGUAAAGUUGAAUUUCUAGGCCAUGUGCCUUUGUGAUGUCAUAAACACUCCGAACUUGAAGUGCGGCCGCCCAGCCCACGCCCGGCCUGGCGCCUUCACAGAUGGCCGAGUGGCUGAUGAAGAGCGUCUCUUAACUUCCCGAGUGUCAUCACCUCGAAGUAAGGUUGUCUGAGGAAUUGCCGUUAAUUCCAAUUAAGGGAAUUUGUUCCAAGCUAGCCAUCCCUGCCAUAUGACAUCUUCAGAACCACAUUCUAAGCCUUUAGGUAAUCAGAUUUCCAGUUUGUGCCUUCCAGAAAGAACACUACUGCCUAAGCAAAUCUGUAAUAGUAACAGGUUGUGCCUUAUUUUGCUAUUUUUCGAUUCCCUAGAAGAGAACUUUCUACUGUUUAUAAGCACUACUGACUGUUGUGCUGUAUUUAAAAAUAAGACGUGGAUAAAGAGUUUCUGCUCUUACAUUAGAUGUGAAGAUGUUUACUUUCUUGUUACAGUUUUUGUAUCACUUGCUAUAAAUAUUUUAAUCAGAAAUAGCCUCUUUAAAACAUUUUUACAGAACUAUGGCUAUGACCAAAGUUUCUAUUUUGCCAAGAAGUUGAAUGCCCAGUACAGUGUCCUUAUGUCUGUUCCUGACAGAUUAAUUUAAAAAAGUGACAAAUGGAACUUAAGGUGCCCUUCAGGAUUAAAAUUCUAAUACUGUCUGUGAACCCUCUCCAUCCUGACAGGCCUUUCUUGCCUCUGGAGUGCUGUGGGUGGUGCAGCUCCCUGAGUCCGCAUUUCUUCCAGGGGCGAGAGCAGCUUUAAGCCAGACUCUGAGCAUCUCCUCCUGAGAGACUGAGCUCAGUAGGGCCUCUAAUAAUUACGGGACCAGCAGUCCUACAGCCUUCAAGGGAGACCAUCUGUGAACUGGUCAUUAACUGGCCCAGUCUGUAUAGAUGGUAGCCUUUGGUAGUUUGUUUUCCUAUUUUUAUCCAUAUCCCACUUCCUAAAUCUGUCUUCUGAAUUAUACCUUCUACCGGGCAUUGGUCAGGGGUGGUUGACUCUUCCCAGAGGACAGGUAACCAGAGACUCUUUCUUCAACGUCAGAAACUGUACAAGAUGCAGCUUUGGAAACAGCUUUGUCACCGGAGAGACUUGUGUAUGUGAGACUUUUACCAUCAGGGUUGGUGGCUUAAGGAUGGGAAUUCAGGUUGGCAUGCAGGUAGGCAAGGAGGCUCUGAGGGAGAAAUGCUGAGGUGUUACCACCCUGACCCGUGGUUACCAGAGGAUUCUAAAAGUCUCGUCCAUACGCCAGCCCAUGACUUACAAAGCAGCAACAGUUGCGGUGCACCAGGACCCGGGCUCCCUUUAACAUCUCUCGCCCUGGCCUCACUGAGACGCUGCCAUGUUGUGGACACGCCCUGCAGGAUGCCCCGCUGGAGGAGGAGGCAGUGGUCAGUGUGGGGCAGGCCUUGAGCCCACCCUCUGCUCAGGGGCUCUGGCCAGGUCUGACUCGGAAAGCUUGGUGCUCUGUCCUUGCCUCGUGCCCGGUCCCUGUGACCCGCCGGCUCCUGCAGUGACCCGGGGCCACCUCGCUUGUAUCUGUGCAUUUAGUUGGGAACUUACCCACUCUAAUGAACCGAAUAAACUGUUUAUAAGCGUGA